Centropristis striata (black sea bass) is the source of this 1909-nucleotide messenger RNA. It is a transcript of the gene rhcga, whose product is annotated as Rh family, C glycoprotein a. The record is from RefSeq and is a predicted model, not a curated record. Bases 1 to 1470 code for a protein of 489 amino acids. The transcript is spliced from 11 exons. Lineage: Eukaryota; Metazoa; Chordata; Actinopteri; Perciformes; Serranidae. Gene Ontology annotation, molecular function: ammonium channel activity. Gene Ontology annotation, biological process: ammonium homeostasis; ammonium transmembrane transport. Gene Ontology annotation, cellular component: plasma membrane.
AUGGGGAACUGUCUUGAGUGUCUGGGGAAUUUUUUCGGGCGGCAGAAGAACACCAAUGUUCGCAUCAGUCUGCCGGCCGUCUGCUUCGUCUGGCAGAUUGCCAUGAUUAUACUUUUUGGAGUUUUUAUCCGGUAUGAUGAAGAAUCAGACGUUAAGAAAUGGAUAGAGUUCAAACACGAAAAUAACAUCACCAGUGAUGUUGAAAAUGACUUCUACUUCAGAUAUCCCAGCUUCCAGGACGUCCAUGUCAUGAUCUUCGUUGGAUUUGGUUUCCUCAUGACUUUCCUGAAACGCUACAGCUUCGGUGCAGUUGGCUUCAACUUCCUAGUCGCCGCCUUCGGUCUGCAGUGGGCUCUUCUCAUGCAAGGCUGGUUCCACCACCUCGACCCCGCCACCGGCAAGAUCAGUAUCGGAGUAGAGAGUCUGAUCAACGCUGAUUUCUGCUGUGCCGGCUCUCUCAUUGCCUACGGCGCCCUCCUGGGAAAAGUAAGCCCCGUCCAGCUGAUGGUCGUCGCCUUGUUUGGCGUAACGCUAUUUGCUGUGGAGGAAUACAUCAUCCUCACCCUCCUUCAUUGCAGAGAUGCUGGUGGCUCCAUGGUCAUCCACUGCUUCGGAGGGUAUUAUGGUCUGGCCAUCUCCUGGGUCCUCUACCGACCGAACCUAAAUCAAAGCAAACGCCUCAAUGGCUCAGUCUACCACUCUGAUAUGUUUGCCAUGAUUGGCACACUUUUCCUGUGGAUGUUCUGGCCCAGUUUCAACGGGGCCAUCACAGACCACGGCAGCGGGCAGCACAGGACAGCCAUCAACACGUACCUCGCCCUCGCCUCCUCCGUCCUCACCACUGUGGCCAUCUCCAGCAUGUCUGCAAAAAGAGGAAAACUGGACAUGGUGCAUAUCCAGAAUGCCACUCUGGCAGGUGGUGUCGCCAUGGGAACGGCAGCAGAGUUCAUGAUCAUGCCUUAUGGUUCACUGAUCGUGGGUUUCUGCUGCGGCAUUAUCUCCACCUUUGGCUACCUGUAUGUCACGCCAUUCUUGGAGAAAUACCUCAAGCUCCAGGAUACAUGUGGUGUCCACAACCUCCACGCUCUGCCGGGGAUGCUCGGUGGCUUCAUUGGCGCCAUUGUUGCUGCAGCCGCCAGUGAAGAGGUCUACGGCAAACAGGGGUUGAAGGAGACAUUCGACUUUGACGGCGCUUUCGUAAACAGAACUGUUUUAACUCAGGGAGGAUACCAGGCUGCUGGAACAUGUGUGGCCAUUGCAUUUGGACUUGUUGGAGGAGCACUUGUUGGUUGCAUUCUGAGGUUUCCAAUCUGGGCCGACCCUGCUGAUGACAACUGCUUUGAUGACGAGGCUUACUGGGAGGUUCCUGAGGAUGAGGAGAGCAUCCCUCCAGUUUUGGAGUACAAUAACCACAUGAUCCACAAGCACCAAGACAUAUCGGAGUCAAACUUCUCUGUGGAGCAAAGUUAAGAGAGAGAUCAACCCCCUUCAUGCCACUUUGAACUUGAUACAGCUGUGAUACAACACUAAUUUAUGAAGGAUCCAAGCAUAAGCAUAAUUUUGUAUGCACUCAUGUCAUGCACCAUUUAUACCUUAUACACCUUUGUUAGUGAUUGGAAGCUUAAAGUAAUGACACUGGUGUCAAAAUAUCUCAUAACAUCGACAGCUCUGAACUGUUUCACGUCAUGCCUUUAAAUGUUGAAUUGAUAAUGUUUAUUUUAUUUCUCAUGAAUGAAGAAUCUGUUAAGUGAAGAAUAAUACUCUUGUGCCGCCACAUUGGGCAGUUUUUGAGGCGCAUGUCUUACUUAGUUAUUUCUCUCGAAUAAUGUAUAGGUAUCUGUGUACAUAUUAUAGGUUUUAUCACUCACUGUUUGUUGUUGUUGCACUUAUUUGUUCUUAAGGUGGAAGU